AUGUUGCAUUUAUUUUUGGUGACAGGAUACCCACGGUCGGACUUCUUGAUCAACUCUGCAACUGCUAAUCCUGUCAUUGUGAUUCCCAAACAGGGAUCUGACCUCAAUAUUCCACAUCCUCGUCUAUUUAACUGCAUGAAAGCAUUCCUUCGGGAUGAGAUGCUCAAGCCAAUGGUGGAGCAUAUGGAUACCCAUCCGGAAGGCAUGCACCCUGUACUCAAAAGGCUUGGCAGUGCCAUGGCCAUCGCAAAAUUCCAGUUGCAGCUUGAUGCAUAUUGGUGGGAGAAGGCCCCCUUUGACAGGGCCAAGCCCAUCCAAGAUGGUGAUGUUCUGGGCUGGUGGUGGCAAUUCACAAACAAUCCAGAAGCAGACAUUCUUGCAAUGCUUGCUGAGAAAGUCUUCUCCAUUCUCGUGAACUCAAUGCUGGAUGAGCGGACCAGUUCAAGAUUCACUUGGUUCAAUUCAGCACUGCGGGGACACCUGUGCGCACAGUUGCUCAUGGAUAUGACUGUUAUUGGACAAUGGUAUGGCACCCAUGUGACCGAAGACAAAGUGCCAAAAAAGCGCCCGACCAUCAAGUUCCGCAAUCUUGAAGACAAUCUCAAGGCUGCGUCUCUCGUUCAUCACCCGAGGGCACUACUGACAUGGCGGACACUGCCACCUUUACCUUGGAUGGCUCUGAUUCUGAUGACAACCCAGACAACUCGGACCAUGACACAGAUGGCCGACAGAGAAGACCCCCGUGCCGGGCUUCUGCACUCAAUAUCAUGCAGGAGUUUGCAAUCUGUGAGGAGGCCUUCGUGGAUCUGCUAUCUGAUACUCCAAGUGGCUGACAAUGCAGAGCCCAAGAGGACCUUAAUAAAGUCACCAACCUGGGGGUCCUGGGGCAUCUACAGCAAUAUAGACAAUGCAAGGGAGGUGGAGGUGGAAUGUGAUGAUGUAGGGGUCUCAGAGUGGGAGAAUACAAGAUGGAAUGGAGGUGACAUCCAUGGGCUGAACAUGGGGAUGGAGGUGGAGGUGGAGGUGGUAGGGAUAGAGUGUGGGAAGGUUGAGGGUAAUAGCAGGGGCAGGAUGAUCUGA
This is a messenger RNA of Heterobasidion irregulare TC 32-1, 1080 nucleotides long. RefSeq lists its product as uncharacterized. NCBI's taxonomy places the organism in Eukaryota, Fungi, Basidiomycota, Agaricomycetes, Russulales, Bondarzewiaceae. The transcript is spliced from 5 exons. Bases 1 to 1080 code for a protein of 359 amino acids. The record is from RefSeq and is a predicted model, not a curated record.